Messenger RNA from Puccinia graminis f. sp. tritici CRL 75-36-700-3, 417 nucleotides. RefSeq lists its product as uncharacterized. The record is from RefSeq and is a predicted model, not a curated record. Bases 1 to 417 code for a protein of 138 amino acids. Lineage: Eukaryota; Fungi; Basidiomycota; Pucciniomycetes; Pucciniales; Pucciniaceae. The transcript has 2 exons.
AUGCAGUUUCACGCCUCAAGAUACCUAUUGGUCGCUGGUUCGCUCUUCAUUAGCCAGCUGGUCAUGAGCCAGGUGAUUCUUGAAACCUGCGGCAAAAACGAGUGCACUGGCAAGCUCGAGAUAAUUUCUCAAGAAUUUGGCACAUGCAAGAAAAUGUUCAAAUGCGAUGCUGGUGAAUACCAUGAUGAGUGUGGCAGCGUGGACUGUUUAUCAGGAUGUAAACGGGUCGGGUUCGGGCCCAAAAACAGUGCCCAAACCCAACCCGACACCUAUGUCGGGUUGGGUCGGGUCGGGUCAAACUUGAAUAUAUGCUGCCCAGACCCGAACCCGUCUUGGGACUUUUUGGGUUCGGGUCGGCAGUUUGCAUGUCGGGUUCGGGCCGACCCGAUUGUUUUAGCCUUUGUAGAGCAACUCUGA